CAUCCUAGCAUUUGAUCCACUGCGGGUCCGUCAAAGAUCUUUGUAGAUCUUAUUGACCGUGCGCUGUCUAACUUCUAUCGCGCUCACGUUAGACAGUUUGCUAGAAGAGAACGGACAAAGUGUAAAUGAAUGCGGCACCCGCCAAUGGAAUCGGAAGUGAGGACACGUGAUACGCGAGAGUCGCUGAAAUGCCCGAUGUUCGAGACGCAAACAUGUAGAGACCGACCAAAAACGCCAAGAGACCAUGCAACUGGAAAGGAAAGAAGAAAAAAAAAAUUCAAAGACACUCUGAGACGGUUGCUCCGAGAUCCGCCUUAUCGGAAACAAUGAAGUCGUAAGUCA
Bipolaris sorokiniana ND90Pr is the source of this 342-nucleotide messenger RNA. RefSeq lists its product as uncharacterized. The transcript has a single exon. Lineage: Eukaryota; Fungi; Ascomycota; Dothideomycetes; Pleosporales; Pleosporaceae. The record is from RefSeq and is a predicted model, not a curated record. Bases 130 to 330 code for a protein of 66 amino acids.